Hevea brasiliensis (rubber tree) is the source of this 1393-nucleotide messenger RNA. RefSeq names its product protein SCO1 homolog 1, mitochondrial. The record is from RefSeq and is a predicted model, not a curated record. The coding region runs from base 160 to 1134 and encodes 324 amino acids. Gene Ontology annotation, biological process: mitochondrial respiratory chain complex IV assembly. Lineage: Eukaryota; Viridiplantae; Streptophyta; Magnoliopsida; Malpighiales; Euphorbiaceae. The transcript has 7 exons.
AUACUCAAAACAGUGUGCGGUGGAUCUAAACCUCUAUAAACCCUGGAAGGGACUGCAGUUCCUUGAUCUGAAAGCCCAUACUCAACGCAUAAGGAGAAAGCCCCCUUGAUAGGGUUUAUUCGAACACUGAAACGCUGUGUAAGCUUCCAAGAUUCACAUAUGGCGUCUGUUCUAUCGAGAAAUGCCCGUCGCUUUAUCUAUUUUCGCUUCCUCGGUCAAUGCAGACCGUCCGUGCUGCCGCCGCCGCCAUUACCAUCACCGUCGCCGGCAUUCGAUAAUCGAAAUCUCUCUCUCUUUUGCUCGGUUGUACCUGUAGAUGUAGGAGUGCAUUCCAUGUGGACUUAUCAAAGAUUUUUAUCUAGUGCAAGUGCAAGUACUGGUACUGUUAGCUCGGAAACUUCAGGAAAAGCUGAAGACACUAAAUCGGAUGGAGGUGAGAAGUCAGGCGAUUCGCAGCAGGACAGUGAUGCUGGAAAACCUGUACGCGGAGGGCCUGUAUCGUGGUUAAGUUUUCUGUUGCUGAUGGCCACUGGAGUUGGAAUAAUCUUAUACUACGAUAGGGAGAAGAAGCGGCAUAUUGAAGAAAUAAAUAAAGCUUCUGAGGCUGCAAAAGAGGGACCAUCUGUGGGAAAAGCAGCCAUUGGGGGGCCAUUUAAUCUCAUCAACCAUGAUGGGAAGAAUGUAACAGAGAAAGAUUUUGUGGGUAACUGGACAUUAAUAUAUUUUGGUUUCACUCACUGCCCUGAUAUUUGCCCGGAUGAGCUGCAAAAGCUUGCUGCUGCAGUUGAUAAAAUAAAGGAAAAAUCAGGGUUUGAACUUGUGCCUGUUUUCAUCUCUGUCGAUCCUGAGAGAGAUACUGUUGAGCAAGUGCGCGAAUAUGUCAAAGAGUUCCAUCCAAAAUUAAUUGGGUUAACUGGCAACCCUGAUGAGAUAAAGAAAGCUGCUCGUGCAUAUCGGGUCUAUUAUAUGAAGACAGCAGAGGAAGAUUCAGAUUAUCUGGUCGAUCACUCCAUAGUCAUGUACUUGAUGGAUCCUCGCAUGGAAUUUGUGAAGUUCUUUGGGAAGAACAAUGAUGUCGAGUCACUGGCAGAUGGUAUUAUUAAAGAGAUAAAACAGUACAAAUCUAAAAAGUAGAAAUAUCUGCUCAACUCUGUAGCGUCUUUUCUUGCUGAGAGCACUUUCAAUUUUCUCCGCCAAAUCUUUUUUAUUUGAUAUUUUCCGGGAGAGUUGAAGAUUAUAUUUUGUUUGUGGCCUGAUAAUUGUUUCCGAGACAUCCCUAGAGUGCUGGGGACAUGGAACUGUUAGUAAUGAGAUGUUUUCCAAAGAUUCUACCCUCAGCUUUCCUAAGCCACAGGGUAUUCAAUCAUCAAAAAUAGCAAUAAUUGUUGCAAUA